UCGGACGGGGUUAUAUCCGAGCGCAAUAUUAGUUACUUCUUAACCAGGCGUUGUAAAUUCAGUGCAGGGUGCGCUUAUUAAAGCGCGAGAGCGUUAUGUUUUUACUACGUCGCGGAAGGAUCUAAUUUUCUCAUGCGAGGGUCGACACAUCCGCCCAGUUUUCCGACGUUUCAUUCCCCCCGAGUUGAAAAUGGAGUUCGAUUAAAGCAGAUGUCCACCAACUUCUCAAGGAAAUCUCAAGCCUGCUUGUCGUUUUUAAAAGACACCUGCGUGUACCAGCGUUCAUACCGCAAACAGCCGAGCCCCUCUUUUUUGGCUUUGGAUGCCUUUACUGCAAAUUACUCGGACACGUUGACGGAGCAACGCUGCACGGCGCUUUUUCAAGUGUUGUCCUGGACCUGAAGUUGGCGAAUGGAUGCUCGACAGCCAGCCAUAAAUAACCUGCCAAGCGUUACAGUCUGCAGCGCUUUCUUCAUUUUUUAAAAGGAUCUACACACGUUCUCCGCGAGCCAUUGGGGGGAUUUGUCGUUUUUCUUUUUUUCUUUUUCUUUUUUUUUGUCGAAGAGGAUGAUGCCGAUGAUGGCUCAUUUGUUGUGGUCGGAUUUUACUUCCAGGGAGGAUAAAAUGAAUCAACGGUUGUCAUUCCUCCUCGCGAUUUAAUGUUAGUCCCCGGCCAGCAGAGCUAACGCCGAGCUAGCUUCACUUGGUUCCCACAGGGACGCUUUGGUCAGGCAUGCCCGUGUCCACAACGUUCACCUACAAUCCGAAAUAAGGGGGUAUUUUCUGUAUGCGAGGGGAGGAAAAAUGGUGAUAUAUGUGGUAUUUUGUCCCGCCGUCACUGCGUCGUCGAUGCUAUUGCUAGGAUUUGGAUCCCCGUGAGGAAAAAAAUGAGUGAAGAUUCAACAAAUCCAAACAACGAUGACAGUUAUGCGCGUGUGAGAGCAGUGGUCAUGACUCGGGAUGACUCCAGUGGUGGGUGGCUUCCUCUGGGGGGCGGAGGCCUCAGCUGUGUCACCGUCUAUAAGGUCAGCCGGGCGGAGGACAGCGGCAGUACCCACAGUGGAGGCAGCGCUGGGAGCAGCAGCAACCUCAGUCCCUGUAGUCCCAGUCCUAGUCCCACUCCCAGUCCUAGUCCCAGUCCCACCGCGGUGGAGUUCCACAUCAAGGGCGAGAGACUCAAAGACAAAUUGGUGGUCCUGGAAUGCGUUCUUCAGAAAGACCUCGUCUACAACAAGGUCAACCCCAUCUUCCACCACUGGAGGAUCAAUGACAAGAAGUUUGGCCUGACCUUCCAGAGUCCUGCUGACGCCCGAGCCUUCGACCGGGGCAUCCGCCGGGCCAUUGAGGACAUCAACCAAGGUUGUCGGCCGUUUGGGGAGGCGGAUACUCCAGAGGACGGGCUACCGGUGUGUGACGAGCCUCCCUCCAUCUGCACUCCAAUGAAAGAGCCCUUCUCUCCUCUCAACAAUGUUGUGUCCACCGAGCCGUUCAGGGGCUGCUACGUGCGCGCCCAGCCCUUCGACGAGUUCCCUUCGAGUAACCGCCGCUACCUGCCUCCACAGUCGACUCGCCGCGUCAGUUUUCGCAUGGACGAGGAGGAGAUCGUCCGCAUCAACCCGCGCAAGGACGUGCUGAUCCGCGGCUACGAGGACUACCGCCACCCCGUCAUGUGGAAGCAGGAGGCCGACCGCGAGGACCUGGACUUCCCCGCCGCCUUUCACAAACUGGACAGCAAGAAGUGCGAGUACCUGUUCCCCGACGGCCCCGGCGGCGACCCCCACUCCGGCCCCGGCAUGGGCCUGGGCACGGGCAUGGGGCUGGGCCUGGGGAAGGACACGGCCAUCAAGACCCAGCCCUCGCCGCUGCUCAAGUCCCAGAAGGGGCGGCGGCGGCGGGAGGACGGCGAGCGCUCGCGCUGCAUCUACUGCCGGGAGAUGUUCAACCACGAGGACAACUGGCGGGGGCAGUGCCAGGACGCCCCCGACCCCAUCAAGCAGUGCAUCUACAAAGUCAGCUGCAUGCUGUGCGCCGAGAGCAUGCUGUACCACUGCAUGUCCGACUCGGAGGGCGACUUCUCGGACCCCUGCUCGUGCGACACGUCCGACGAGCAGUUCUGCCUGCGCUGGCUGGCCCUGGUGGCGCUCUCCUUCAUCGCGCCGUGCAUGUGCUGCUACCUGCCGCUGCGCGCCUGCCAGCACUGCGGCGAGGCCUGCCGCUGCUGCGGCGGCAAGCACAAGGCCGCGGGGUGACCCCGCGCCCGAGACCCCUGGGACAACCCUCCAAGCUAGCUAACAAAGGAAGUGGAUAAAAGCGGAAAAUUCAAAAAGCCGGCAUCCUUUUUUCAUUCCCCUCCCAGACGGGGGCGGUACGUUCUUGAUCCCCAGCUCCGAGGGCUUUUGGAGAUUUCAGUUUGUGUUUGUCGCCGACAAGCAGCAGCAGCAGCAGCGGAGGACAAACCGUAAAUGCUUUGUGGGGGCUCCGAGCGCCAAGCUACGUUCAGGAGCUUAAUCCGAGGUGAAGACGUGGAGGAGACGCCACGAUUAACAGACUUGGAGAUGUUACUUACACACACACCUUGUACACACACACCUCUCUCUCUCUCUCUCUCUCACACACACACACAUCCUCAUCCAUACGUUGGCGAAGCCAGGCCACAAAACAGCCGGACUCCAGUACAAGUAACGUGCAUCUUUAUGAAGGAAUUUUUGUCUUUUGUACAGAGAGCGACAACUUAACGACGAGAAGAAAACAGACGUUGAGUAUAUAAAAAAAAAAAAACACCCGUACUUGCUGUUUGAGUAUGCUAAAAGGGAUCUGUUCUUGCUUUUUUUGUGAAUCUGCAGUUGGGUAACAGUGGCCUUUCCUUCAAUGGCUUAAGCAUCUGACGACAAUGUAAUUACUAGACAGAGACAAGUGCACUGGAAGUUGUAAUCCCCCCCCUCCCCGAGUACAGGUAAUCUCCCCCAAUUCUUUUGGUCUCUUAACCGCCAUGUUUAGUGUAAUUUUAACACGUGAGAGAUGUUGCCGUGGUGGACGUUCGGCCAAUCCGACUUCCUGGUUUUAAUUUUGCAUCGAAUGUUUCGUAGAAAGCCAAAUGGCGACGGACGGUACGGCACGGCGCAGCUUCUGACAUUCAUUUGAAAAAAACCACGAGCGAGUCUGUUUGAGGUGAAUCAGACCAUUUGAUUGCAUUCCAUAAGAAAGGGAUUGAUUCCACGACGACAAGGGAAAAAGGCCGGUGACCAGUUCGCCAUGGUGACUUCCCCAAAACGGAUCCCCGCCUCAACUACAGAUUCAAACCUCUCCAACUAUUUAAACUGAAAACCACACAUAAGUUUUUUUUUUUCAUUUCUUUUGAUGAAUCUCUCUUCUUUUUUUUUUUUUUUUUUUGUCCAAUUAUUUACUGCUGUCGUGAAAUUGGUGGGUUUUGUUUCUUCAUCGUUAUUUUCCUGCUCAUUCGUAUGAUUAGUUUUGAAUCAGAGGUUGAAAUGUUGCUCAACCAGCAAGUUUUGUUUCAGUUAGGUACAGGGGUUCCGCUGCUCCGUGGUCACACGAUGAGGCACUUAAAUUAGGCCGUUCUUUCAUUGGGGAAACCCUGAGAUUUUGUACAUAAAUUAAACUAAUUUAACAUCCAGUUUUGGGAUAGCGGGGAGGAGGAAACCCCCCCCCCCCCCCCCGGUUUAAAAGCACUGCUCUCCAAGCUUUUGGUUGCAGCACCCCCUCCAAAUCUCCCUGUUUGUCCCCUGAAUCAGUCGUUUCUUCUUUUUUUUUUUUUUUUUUUGGUUUUGUUUUCCUUCCCUGCACAUGCUGUGUUUUUAUCAUGUCUGGUCCUCCUGUGUGUCUUCGUGUUAACAGGCCCUGGGUGAAUGGAUGAAAGCACUGUUUAUAGGAAUGCUGAGUAUCUUAGCUUGUACCUGUGCACGGGUGGCGUCACGCCAGGUAACAUCGCCGCUGACCGCACCGCGAGAGGGUUCUGGACCGCUGAUCCCGCUGACCGGCAUCCUGUUUAUCAGAAGAGUUGCUCAUCGGCUUCAAAUUGAUGAAAGUCAAACAGAAAUAGACUUUAUGAAGAAGAUUUGUUUUUUGCUAAACUGAAAAGACUUCAGGAAACUAGUUUAUCUUCACAUUUAGCAAAUAGACUUUAAAAGUCUCACGUCAUUUCCUUCAAAUCUCUGCGAAAAGAAAAAAGUGAUUUGAGUGUGUGUCUUGGUAAACAGGGUGCAGGCGAGCUCCGUUUCACCCUGCUGGAGCGUCACUCCCCGCCCAGAAAAGCAGAAAGUUUGAAAUCGAACCUCUACUGACUGAAACUCCUCUGAGCAACACCGAGAUCCACGAAGUCUGGCUGCAAUAACAGAAACGCUCCCCAGCCCACGGCAUCGACUCGUUUCCAGUUAGCGCUAACUGCAACACACCUCGAUUUUUAAUAGCAGACUCGGUGCGGCGUCCAAACGCCGCCGCCGACAGAUAUGCAUCUUUUGUCACUUCCUGUUUAACAAAAAAAUAAAAAAUAAAGUGUACAGGAAAAGCAGUUAUUUUCCUAAUCCGCCCCGACCGAUCCCUCCCUUUACUUUCUAUGCAAACUUUCUAACGUGGGAAACACAUUGACCUCUCUGCAAGCUGAGUCAGUGACGAGACGGGACACUUUAACAACCCCCCCACCCCCCCGUACCAAACUCCAAACACCUGUAAAUACCUAACACUAUAUUUAAGUACUGAUAAUAAUCCCAGUUUUUGUUUGUUUUUGUUUUGUUUUUUUUUUUGUCUUUGAGAUUUUAAAGAUAGAGUUGUAUUUAUCGUUGCUGUCAGCAUAUACUGUAGCUUCAAAUGACAGCAUUUUGUACAUAAGUCACCUUUUAGUAUUAUUUCACAUUGAAAAGUAGAGGGCUUUUGAUGGAAAUGACUAUUGAGCUUCUAAUAGAGUUUCUCUCUAGUUUUGUACGGUAGAAGGGAGGAUAGUGCUAACACGGUACAGUAGUGGCAGUCCACUUGUUUCUAAAGUUUGAUAUAUAAAUACAUAUAUAUAUAUAUAUAAAUAUAAAUAUAUACAUACAUAUAAAGCUGCUAGAUACAAUCACUAAUUUUAUUGUGUUGACAGAGAAAAUCAGCUAUGAACGACUGUUAAAUCCUAAUUCUCCAACAGCAUAUUUACGAUGACGGUCAGUUUUUAAACGUUUGAUUGCUCUGCGUGAUGAAGUGUGUGCGUGCGUGCGUGCGUGUGUGUGUGUGCGUGCGUGUGCGGGGUUGGGGUGUAACCAAAUGUUUUGGUUGGUUGUCAUAAUCUCCCUUUGUAAUCGGAUUGCCCUGCAUUAUUUGCGAGCUGAACCAAGGUUUGACGAACCUGAUUUAAAAACUUGCUGGCUGAGAAGCAAAAAAAAAUGUAGGACGUGCAUUUAUACAAAGUGUAGAGAAUGCUGAAAAUAACACUUCUCAUUCUGCAUUAACCAGCACAGUGCAACUUCCUGUCAUGUACUGUAUUAUAUAUGCAACAUGUGUCUGUCCGCUUUAAUAUAUAUAUUUUUUUGACCUGCAUUAUAUAAGACUUCAGUUUUAACCACUUUGCUGCUAGUCUUUUAUCCUCUUUCAAUCUUGGAAAUUGUGCAUAUCUUUGGGAAUGCAUACAAGUGUACAUUCUUGACAUUGUGUAGAUUUAAAAAAAAAA
Salarias fasciatus (jewelled blenny) is the source of this 5659-nucleotide messenger RNA. It is a transcript of the gene spred1, whose product is annotated as sprouty related EVH1 domain containing 1. The record is from RefSeq and is a predicted model, not a curated record. Lineage: Eukaryota; Metazoa; Chordata; Actinopteri; Blenniiformes; Blenniidae. Gene Ontology annotation, biological process: multicellular organism development; negative regulation of MAPK cascade. Gene Ontology annotation, cellular component: membrane. Bases 888 to 2249 code for a protein of 453 amino acids. Gene Ontology annotation, molecular function: protein kinase binding. The transcript is spliced from 6 exons.